Molecule: messenger RNA, 1289 nt
Organism: Exaiptasia diaphana
Lineage: Eukaryota; Metazoa; Cnidaria; Anthozoa; Actiniaria; Aiptasiidae
Product: neuropeptide FF receptor 2-like
Exons: 4
Coding region: 277-1284 (335 amino acids)
Biological process (GO): G protein-coupled receptor signaling pathway
Cellular component (GO): membrane
Molecular function (GO): G protein-coupled receptor activity
Source: RefSeq, a predicted model, not a curated record
CCUUACAAAUAAGCAUCUUUUAAAUCAAAGCAGGAAAAACGUUAACAUUCAGUAAUCGUUUUGGGGCCGUAAGUAUACCGGGCAAUUAUUAGUUUCCAACAUGAAUUGAAUGACUUUCUUCAUAUUGUGAGCUUAUCAUCACAUAGUUUGGGCGACAACUGAUGACGGAUCACUUUUGAACUGAAUCUACAUAGCAAUUCUUCCAAAUCGAUGAAGUUGGUAACAAUGUAUCAGUGGUGGUCAAAACAGUAACAGUCAAGAUCUUGASAUCAAACAAUGUCAAGUAAAGACUGUCCCGAACCAGCUCUCGAUCUUGCUGCACAAAGCARACUGGAAGGGUUUCCAGACAAGAAUGCCAUGGCAACCAGUCGUUACGYCAUCAGUGGCGUCCAAACCGUCCUCCUUAUUCUUGGACUGGUUGUKAAUUUUAUUAUCUGUUAUGUGAUGGUUAAAAGGCGKAAAGUMAAAAAAAACUUGUCCAAUUUCUUUCUGUUCAACCUGUCUUUGACCGAACUGUUGCUGUGGCUUGUUGUACUUCCGUUGACAAUGAUUGUCAGCAUGUCCAAGGUCCAGUCGACUUUGCCUUGCAAGGUUCUUGCAUUCAGCAUAUUCACGUGUGCUGGAGUCAUCUUUGGUUUGUUGACCGCCAUUGCCAUCGAUCGAUACAUCAAUAUCAUCAACCCUUUGAGGGCAAUUGUCAUGGAGGAACGCAGUCUYACAGCAUUAGCUGUCAUUUGGAUUGUUGCUAUAACAACUUCGACUCCAUUCCUCUUUAGCGUAACCAUGCGUACUGUAUCCAUGGAAUUUGUAUCGUCAGACGUACAUGGAGUAAUCACUGUGAAGAUGUCGAUACAUCAUGGAAGUGACACUAUAAGUUAUCGCACAACAAAUAUCACCAAUAAAAUACAGGCAAAACUGUUAAGAAAGACCGUUGAUUUGGGAAACGGAAGUGGCGUAAUGAGUUUAAACUCGACUGGCAGUGCUAAGUGCAUGUUACCGAUGCAGGUUUGUGAUAUACCAGACAACAUAAAAGGACAAGCAUCAUGUGUAGUGUUCUUCGUGUUGUCGUUCGUGGUUCCUUUGCUGGUGAUCUCAUUUGCGUACAUUAAGAUCGUCCAACGACUUUGGCUGAGGUGCCAAGCCACUGAUGAUCAAGGCACGGCUGCUAAGGCUACUCUUCGUGCAGUGCGUAUGCUUGUGUUGGUAGUUUUAGCGUUUUUAUUGACAGACGGACCAUGGACUGUAGGUAAUGAUUAUAUGACUACAUUGAAAAAUUUAUUGUAAUUCCU